Messenger RNA from Porites evermanni, 2310 nucleotides. The record is from the annotation of a GenBank genome assembly. Lineage: Eukaryota; Metazoa; Cnidaria; Anthozoa; Scleractinia; Poritidae.
AUGAUUACACGAUCCAUUGUGUUUCUACUUAAGGGAAGCAGCGAAAGUGGCUAUUCGUUUGAGGCACUGGGCACAUGCAUAAGUCCCACGGCUACCACAGGAUACAUCAAUGUUCAAAUUGUAAAAUUGCUUAAAAACAGUGCAACAUUGGCAGACAGACUUCAGCCCCUGAUGGAAGGCCACACCGUAGCUUGGCCACAAAAUUUAGUUGCCUUGUACAAGACAUCUGAAGAAACAGCUCAGAAUGCUAACAAUUCAAAAGGUGCCUUUGCUUUUACACAUUCAGUUAGUAAUUUACAAAAGAAAUUUAAUAUUUUGUAAAAAUGUACUAGAAAACUUAAUUUUAAAUUUUGCCUUAUUUUAAUUUAUUAGUGACUUUAUCGCCAUUUAUCGUUCUUUCAAAAUUGAAAACAUGAUCACCGGUAAUAAGUUCAGACUUUAGCCUAGAUGAACAGAGCUCUAUAUUCAUUUUUAUGUUCAUUAACAGGACUCUAGAAAAUUAACUUGAAUUCCCACAUGUCCUUUGGGCGAGGAGCUCUCACAUUCUGCUUGGGACACUUUUUGCUUAUCUUGCUUACCUUAAUGAUGUUGUUAGAGGAUGACUUGUCUGGAUCCUUGCCAAAACAGGACUUUUUUCAAGCCCUGCAUUAGGGAGGCAGGUAACCAUAAUCUCCAUAACCACAUUUAAGUCUUGAACAAAAAGGGAAUAAAUUUGUAAUGGCAAUGAACAAUCUUUAUUGUUAGCAUUUAAUAAAAUCACUUCUUUUCAUGCAGAACAGAACAAUGUUGUUAACCCUGCAAAGGAUGACCACCUGAAGAACUAUGCUCUUUGGAUUAUUCAAAUGGGAAUGAUGCUAUCGCAAAUGAAUGAUACAGAAAAGGAAGGGGAUGGGGAGAGAGCUAUCAUCAAAAGCAAAGUGCUCUUAUUGAUGUUUAGGUCAACUGUCAGAAGUAAGAAAUAUGAGUUUGAGAUGCUACGGCUGAUAAGCAAAGUAAAGUGCCAGUUCACCCAGAAAAUGGCUGAAAAAACCAUCCAUGGACGUUUUGUCAACUGGAAAGGUACUUGAUGUUAGGGGUGAAGAGAGACAUAGUAUUAUUUGGAUCUCUGAGAGGACAGCUAACAAUUUGCAAAGCCACCACUAGCUUUCCUGUGAAAUAAAUUCUAAUAAAUAUCAAUGAAGAGUGAAAUUCCCUACAGGUCAUGUGUCAAUACCCAGAUUUGGGUAGUGCUAGCAAAAUGGUCAUACUGAAAGGGAAAUUUGCUUCAGCAAAUCAGAACCGCCACUCAGAUCUGGGUAUUGAAACAUCAUCUGAUCAGUAUGGAAUUUUGGUGUUAACCCCUUAGGUGACAAAUUACUUACUCCUUAAUUUUGGCGCGAAAUUUCAGCGUUGAUUUAUAAUUUCACAUAUGAAAUUACAAAAUUGCCAUGGCAACAUUCUGUACCAUGCUUCACAUAUUAUAGAAACCAUAAGGUCCACUCUCGACUUCAGAAACUAGCUCAUACUGAAUAAUAACUUUCACAAUUAGCUAUGAGGGCUGCAAUCCAGUUAUGAUGAUGAUAAUAACAAUAAUAAUAAUACUAUUAGAAACACAGUGUCAUGGACUGAACACUCAUAAUAAUAACAAUACCCUAAAUCCUCUAUCAAGCCACCCUGGAGAAGGAGGGGAUCGAGGGGGGUAUUUAAUUUUUUAAUUUAGAAAAAAGGAUGGUAUCUGCAGUUCUGCCAUGAGGCAUGCACCAUAAUAACCGUGAUAAUAUUAAUAUGUAAACACACAUGUACAUCAGCAGUCACUUAAAUUUCAAUUAUUUGGCAGCUCCAUCUAUGGAAUGUUCCAUGCUGAUAACCCUUAUAAAACUGAUAAUUGAAAAUCGGAUUGACUUCACUUUUGAUAAUUGUUUGCCCCGAGGUGGUGAAGGCAACAAUGUCGCAAAUGACCUCAAAGAAGAACAUUUUGUGCAAUUUGACAAAAAACUACUGAAGGGAAUGGUUGCGCAGAAAACUUUAAAGGCUGUAGAACGGUCAACUUCUGCUAGUACUAGUCUAAGGAAAAUCAUUGAAAAUUUUGAUGAAAAGACAGGGGUGCAUCCGCCAUCAACUGCUCACACCUACCAGAAUGCAGAGAAAGACCAAAAAGAGAUGAUUGCAACAGUUUGUGGCCUGAAGCCCUUUCAAGAAGUACCUGGUAGAUGCCAUUCAUCGUUUCCACAUAUGCCAAGAAGUCCUUUUGACCUGGUUGAUAUUAGAAUACUGGAACAGUGGUUGACAACCAGUAAGCAGAAGUUGAGCAAGGACCCCGACACACCCUGG